Messenger RNA from Mandrillus leucophaeus (drill), 2748 nucleotides. RefSeq names its product hydroxycarboxylic acid receptor 1 (gene HCAR1). Gene Ontology annotation, biological process: G protein-coupled receptor signaling pathway. The record is from RefSeq and is a predicted model, not a curated record. Gene Ontology annotation, cellular component: membrane. The coding region runs from base 507 to 1547 and encodes 346 amino acids. The transcript has 5 exons. Gene Ontology annotation, molecular function: G protein-coupled receptor activity. NCBI's taxonomy places the organism in Eukaryota, Metazoa, Chordata, Mammalia, Primates, Cercopithecidae.
AAUGUUUGGAUUUCUCCACCAGGAGGGAGGACAAACAAGCUUUUUUCUUGCCUUCUGGGCAGCUUUGUGUGCUCUCCAGCACGGAGUCCGAGGAGGAAAAGCGAAGCUGAAAAUAAAAAUUAUCCUGGGGCUGGACCCAUUCGCUCCUCUACGGGCACGAAUCUCUUCGGAUACCCCCAACCCUACCGCCUCUCAGAAAUGACCACUUUUGCAAAAUUGCAUGCAUUUCCAAGCUUCAUCCGGCUCCAGGCUUGGCCUCUCGGAGAGGCAGGCGGCUUAUGAGACGGGCUCCAGAGAAAAGACCUCCCUGGGUCUGUCAUUUCCUGGCUGAAGUUUCUCUUCUCGCUGCUGUGGCAGCAUCCAACCCACACACACAGGACCCGCAUCCUGGGUGAUGAAGUCAGACAUGCAGCAGCUGGGUGAGUGCUGACGCUCCGAUAAGCAUCUGUGUCAUUGUAGGGACUCCCUGGGCUGCUCCGCACCCGGGCACUUGCUCUGUCCCCACCAUGUACAACGGGUCGUGCUGCCGCAUCGAGGGGGACACCAUCUCCCAGGUGAUGCCGCCGCUGCUCAUUGUGGCCUUUGUGCUGGGCGCACUAGGCAAUGGGGUCGCCCUGUGUGGUUUCUGCUUCCACAUGAAGACCUGGAAGCCGAGCACUGUUUACCUUUUCAACUUGGCUGUGGCUGAUUUCCUCCUCAUGAUCUGCCUGCCUUUUCGGACAGACUAUUACCUCAGACGUAGACACUGGGCUUUUGGGGACAUUCCCUGCCGGGUGGGGCUCUUCACCUUGGCCAUGAACAGGGCCGGGAGCAUCGUGUUCCUUACGGUGGUGGCUGUGGACAGGUAUUUCAAAGUGGUCCACCCCCACCACGCGGUGAACACCAUCUCCAACCGGACGGCGGCUGGCAUCGUCUGCACCCUGUGGACCCUGGUCAUCCUGGGAACACUGUAUCUUUUGCUGGAGAACCAUCUCUGUGUACAAGAGACGGCUGUCUCCUGUGAGAGCUUCAUCAUGGAGUCGGCCAAUGGCUGGCAUGACAUCAUGUUCCAGCUGGAGUUCUUUCUGCCCCUCGGCAUCAUCUUAUUUUGCUCCUUCAAGAUUGUUUGGAGCCUGAGGCGGAGGCAGCAGCUGGCCAGACAGGCUCGGAUGAAGAAGGCCACCCGGUUCAUCAUGGUGGUGGCAGUUGUGUUCAUCACGUGCUACCUGCCCAGCGUGUCCGCCAGACUCUAUUUCCUCUGGACGGUGCCCUGGAGUGCCUGCGAUCCCUCUGUCCAUGUGGCCCUGCACAUCACCCUCAGCUUCACCUACAUGAACAGCAUGCUGGAUCCCCUGGUGUAUUAUUUUUCAAGCCCCUCGUUUCCCAAAUUCUACAACAAGCUCAAAAUCUGCAGUCUGAAACCCAAGCAGCCAGGACACUCAAAAACACAAAGGCCGCAAGAGAUGCCAAUUUCGAACCUCGGUCGCAAGAGUUGCCUCAGUGUGACAAAUAGUUCCCAAAGCCAGUCUGAUGGGCAGUGGGAUCCCCACAUUGUUGAGUGGCACUGAACAAGCAGACCAACAACACUGAGGAAGAUAGAGUGGUGACUUAGAAUUAACUCGGUAAGGGGUUGGGGGCUUUGAAAAUGCCACCCCCCUUUCUUAUUGCAAGACGGCUUCACGCACAUGAACUGCAUCCUCAUUCUGUCGGAAAUGAAAUUCACACAACUAUACCUUUUGGGGAGGUUCCAGUUGAUUGAACAGGAUGUUGCCAACUCAUGGUGCAUGGACUCAAAUGCAAUAAACAGUCCUGGGGAGAUGUCCCACACCUGUAGCCCCAUCAUGGGUGUCUGAUUUGACCCUGUGCUCGAUGGCUCAGCUGGCACCACCCAGAUCGAUAAACUGGCUCAUCUGGUCUUGUGGCCCUCACCCAGGAACUGACUCAGGACAAGAGGACAUCUUUGACUCCCUGUGAUUUCAUCUCCAACCUGACCAAUCAGCACUCCCCACUUUCUGAACCCCUAUCGGCCAAGUUAUCCUUAAAAACCCCGAUCCAGGCUGGGCGCAGUGGUCCAUGCCUGUAAUCCCAGCACUUUAGGAGGCCAAGGCGGGUGGAUUACCUGAGGUCAGAAGUUCGAGACCAGCCUGGCCAACAUGGCGAAACUCCAUCUCUACAUAAACACAAAAAUUAGCCAGGUGUGGUGGCAUAAGCCUGUAGUCCAAACUACUUGGGAGGCUAAGAAUGUUCCAGCCACAUCCUCCAGAGAAAAUCCCUCGACCAAUAGAGUCCAAUCUGAUUUUGCACUUCCCUGACUUCUUGUUAAGCCAUCUAUACGAGGAGGGUUUGCUGAAAUGAAAAUGUGACCUUUUGCAAGGGACAUGCAAGAUGAGACUUUCUAUUUCCUUGGCAGCCCAGAGGAAUCAUGUGCACCAUACCUGAAUUUGCUGGUGUCUUUUCUCUGAGUGGGGCAUGAGCAUCAGACAAGCUAAUGCAAAAGCUGGAAGUUCUAACUGGAUAUAUUGCCUGGCGACUCCAAUCAGGUCAAGAUCACCUGAGACUGGACAUCUUCAAGAGAGCACAUUAAUUAGUUAAUAAUCUGUCAGAUUCACUAGAUUAUAUUGGCCUUUCUAGCUUUCCAUAGUCAUUUACCUGUCCAGGCUUUCAAUAAUUUUAAACACUAAAGUGCUGGUUUAUGACAUAUGCUUAGGAAUGAGUAACAUGAGUCUUUGACGGCAUUCUACACGGAAUAAAAGAAUCUACCCACGGGAA